CUAAAAAAUGACAUCAUUAAACGUUGUUUCAAAGUGCUUGUUAUUAUUUUGUGUCAUCGUAUACACUGAAUCAAAAGGAAAUACAAUAAGAAAUUGUAAUAUUAUGAAUAAUCUUUUUAAAAAUAUUGGGUGGAAAAAUUUAAAACGUGUCAAGCAUAUAACUUACUUAAAUAAUAAUAAUAAUCUUUUGAGUAUAAUUCAAGAGCCAAUAAUACCAGCUACAUGUUGUACAAAAAUACGAGCCACGACUAUUUUCCUUGGCUGCACAUACGCAAGUAUUUUAUUGGAUAUUGUGACUGUUGUAGAAAAUCAACGACUAUUCUGUGAAAAAAUAAUGAACAAUAAUAAAUUACAAGGCCACAAUGGCACUGAAAAACUAUUAGACAUUUUGUCCAAUAUAACUUCAUUUGCAAAACUAAUGCAAGGCGCCUUGUAUGCUAUUGAAAAAUUGCAUAGAAAGCCAUGGAAUCAUUUGGUAAGGUACCAUAUUAUUUUAAAAUUAGCAAUUGACAAGUUUCUGAAUUUACAAAAUCAAUUAAAUAAUCAACCUUACUCAAAAGAGAUAGACAAUAAUGCUAUACUACAUAAUAUCAAAUUGAACAUAACACAGAUUGAAAGAAAUAUAAAAUUGGAUGUCAUGAAAUAUUGUAAGCUGGAACGUAGUAAUAUAUUUGUGUUAGCAAAUAAAUUGAAAGUUGAAUACAAUAAUAUUCAAUUUAACGAAGAAAAUAUAAAAUUUUAUAAUUCUGGUAGUGAAAUUAUAUUAAGUGAAAUCAAGAUGUUGAUUUUAGAAAACUUUACAAAUUUAGGAUUCGAAUUAAAUUCAAAAAAUGGGGAAAUAUUCAUUCCAAGUUCAUUAGAUGGUGAUUUUGAAGAAGCAGACAAUGAUUCUGAAAUCCCUCCUGCUACAAUUCCAAUUUUUUAUGAUUUUCUUCAAAAAGAAGCAGAAAAUAAAUCUGAAAUCUCUCCAGCAUCAAUUUCAAAUUUUUGCAAUUCACAUUAUACAGAAGCAGAAAAUAAAUCUGAAAUCUCUCCAGCUCCGAUUCCAGUUUUUCUCGAUUCAUUUAAUAAAGAAGUAGAAAAUAAAUCUGAAAUCUUUCCAGCAUCAAUUUCAAAUUUUUGCAAUUCACAUCAUACAGAAGCAGAAAAUAAAUCUGAAAUCUCUCCAGCUCCGAUUCCAGUUUUUCUCGAUUCAUUUAAUAAAGAAGUAGACAAUGACUCCGAAAUCUCUCCAGCUACAAUUCCAGUUUUUUAUGAUUUUCUUCAAAAAGAUUUAAUAGGUGAUGUCACAAUGAAUGAUGAGUUUGAGAUAGAAACAGAAGACCUCACUAAAAAAGAAACACGGAAUUUUAUAAGCUCAUUUAAAUAAUUUUUUCAUUAAUAUUUAAGUAAAAAUAUAGCAUAACUUUUGAACCUAAAUGUUAAAUACUUAAUAAAAUUAUAUGCUAUCAUUUA
This is a messenger RNA of Daktulosphaira vitifoliae (grape phylloxera), 1455 nucleotides long. RefSeq lists its product as uncharacterized. Lineage: Eukaryota; Metazoa; Arthropoda; Insecta; Hemiptera; Phylloxeridae. The coding region runs from base 8 to 1369 and encodes 453 amino acids. The record is from RefSeq and is a predicted model, not a curated record. The transcript has 8 exons.